Molecule: messenger RNA, 1725 nt
Organism: Girardinichthys multiradiatus
Lineage: Eukaryota; Metazoa; Chordata; Actinopteri; Cyprinodontiformes; Goodeidae
Gene: rad9a
Product: RAD9 checkpoint clamp component A
Exons: 12
Coding region: 255-1418 (387 amino acids)
Biological process (GO): DNA repair; DNA replication checkpoint signaling; cellular response to ionizing radiation
Cellular component (GO): checkpoint clamp complex
Source: RefSeq, a predicted model, not a curated record
UUCUGAUAGGCCCACAGUGAGGAAGCGGAUUAUGGCGGCGUAAACAAGGCGAGGGUCGGUUAUUUGGUGAAGCAGUCAUCGCAAAUAAACUUAACAAGCACAGCCACAGUUAAAAUAACUAUGUGUUCUGUAAAAGGUUUUAAUCUCUGGUUGGAAACUUUAAAAACUCAACAAACUGAUUAUAUGGCUGUUUGGUAGUUAGUGAAACCUUUAGCACGGUUUGCUCAUCUAACUGAUAAAUAACUUUGGAAAAAAUGCAAUGUGUCGUGACGGGAGGAAACGUGAAAGUGCUCGGCAAAGCCCUCCACUCUCUGUCCCGGAUCGGAGACGAGCUGUAUGUGGAGCCUCAGGAAGACGGGCUGGCCCUGCGGUCUGUGAACUCCUCUCGGUCGGCAUAUGCUUGCUUCCUGUUCGCACCACUCUUCUUCAGCAGGUACUCUGUUCCCAGUGGGCUCAACUUCCGCUGCAAGAUGGCAAUAAAGAGUGUGCUGACCGUCUUCAGAUCUCUUGCAACUUUAGAGAAAACGGUGGAAAAAUGUCACAUCAGUCUUGAUGAGCAAAAAGACCGCCUUACUUUCACGCUGCACUGCAAACAUGGCCUUCUGAAGACACAUAACCUGUCGUACCAGGACAGCGAAAGCUUGGAGGCAGUGUUUGAUAAAGACAACUGUGCCAACGUGUUCAGAGCCCAGCCCAGAGUGCUGGUGGACACGGUCGUGCACUUCACUACGUCACUGGAAGAAGUCACCGUGACAGUGAGUGAUGAACGGAUGUGGGUCAGGAAUCAUGUGGAGGACGACGCAGAGCGCUCCAAGGCCAUGCUAACUGAGCUGUGUCUGGCUGCAGAUGAGUUCGACCAUUUUGCCGUCAAAUCUCACAACAGCAUCACAUUUUGUCUAAAGGAGUUUCGGGGUUUGCUGUUGUUUGCUGAGUCCACCGGCCUCCCUGUGUCCAUGUACCUUGAUGAACCAGGCAGCCCUGUGGUGCUUUCAGUAACAGACAGCGUUCUGGAGGGGAAUUUUGUGCUGGCAACACUUUCAGAUGAUCACAGUCUUCAUAAGAGCAACAGAGGAGCCGACGCAGAGCAGCUGCAGCCUCCUGAUGACUUCAUGAAUGACGACAUGGAUGCCUAUCUGAUCGCCAUGGAUACCAGCGUAGCACCAGGUCCCUCCACCGCAGACCCGCCCACAUCCUCAUUAGCCACAUCCAGAAAGCCCCCGGCACCCAAUUACAGGACCAGAACAUACAGUGAGGAGGAGGAAAAUGGGGUAGAAGAUCCAGGGAGACCACCAGAUAAAAAGUUCUGCUCCCUGUUCUUUGGAUCAGUACUUCCUCCAUCCCCUCAGAUGAGCACGCAGCCGGUUACAACUCAGGAGGUGCUGGCCAGCGACAGCGAGGGUGAAACUGAAGCAGAAUGACGCUCAGAGACACGGACUGAUCAGUGCGCUGUUACACCACUGCACCUGGAUUACUUGAAACUUUGGAUCCUACUUUUUGUUUUUACUGGACAGUGCAGAGACUACACAGACCUCCUUCAACGGACAGUGCUGCGCUUUUCUUACUGCAUCCCAAUCAGAGGCUUCUGAUGUUCAUGUUGAACCUAAAAACUGUGAUGAUGUGAAGCUGAACAUGAAGCACUUCAGUUUGUUUUUACUUUCAGUCUGUCUGAUUGAUGGAGAAGCAGUUGCACCAAAGAAAAUAAAUUUGCUUUUCAUAUUAUAUAAA